AUGUGGUGGAUAGAAGGAAUGUGUAUUGUGGCAGUAGUUGUCAUAUAUUUUACUUAUUGGCUAAACAAAUGGAGCAAUCCAAAGUGCAAUGGAGUACUCCCUCCGGGUUCUAUGGGCUUACCCAUUAUUGGAGAGUCCUUUCAGCUGAACGUUCGCAGUUACUCUCUAGAUGUCCACCCAUUUAUCAAAAAGAGAGCUCAAAGAUAUGGACCAAUAUUUCGAACUAGUUUGGUGGGUUGUCCUGUUGUUGUAUCAAUAGAUCCUGAAUUCAACCAUCACAUCGCUAAACAAGAAGGGAGACUAGUUGAAUUAUGGUAUUUGGAUUCAUAUUCCAAGAUCUUCACUAUGGAAGGUGAAAGUAAGACAACUACACAUGGUCUUCUCCAUAGAUACUUAAGAAGCAUUAUAUUGAAUCACCUUGGUGCAGAGGCCCUUGAGAAAAUGUUGCUUUCUCAAAUUGAAGAAUUAGUCGUAAAAGCUCUACAAACAUGGUCAAGUCAGCCUUCUGUUGAAGUGAAACACGCCGCUUCUGUUUUGAUUUUACAUUUCGGUGCAAAGCUAUUGAUUGGUUAUGAUCAUGAAAAAUCACCUCGGAAAAUGAGUGAGACGUUCAAUAAUGUUGCGGGAGGUUUUAUGGUGUUUCCCUUGAACAUCCCUGGCACUGCACAUUAUAAAUCUUUGAAGGAUCAAACAGAGGCAGUGAACAUGCUGAGGAAAAUAAUAAAGGAGAGAAUCAAUUCACCUGAAAAUCAUCAUGGAGAUUUCCUUGAUCAAGCCAUUAAUGACAUAGACACGGAGAAAUACUUAACAGAAGACAUUAUCAUAUAUUCACUUUUUGGGCUCUUAUAUACUAACUUUGACGCCAUUUCAUCAAUAAUAGCAUUUACUCUCAAGUUACUUGAGGACCAACCUAAAGUUUUACAAGAGUUGCAGGCGGAGCACGAGGCAAUUCUCAAAGGCAGAGAAAAUCCAAGUUCCACACUCACAUGGAAUGAAUACAAGUCGAUGACUUUUACCUUUCAAGUAAUCAAUGAAGUUCUUAGGAUUGCAGCUGUUUCUCCUGGUUUACUACGAAGAGCACUGAAGGACAUCGAAUAUAAAGGAUAUACAAUUCCUGCUGGUUGGACCAUUAUGCUUGCAAAUUCUGCUCUUCAAUUAAACCCAAACACAUACAAAGAUCCACUUGCUUUCAAUCCAUGGCGCUGGAAGGAUCUUGACCCAUUGGUUGUAUCUAAAAAUUUCAUGCCUUUUGGAGGAGGAAUUAGAAAAUGUCCAGGGGCGGAGUAUGCUAAAGCGUUACUGGCUACCUUUCUCCAUGUUUUGGUCACCAAAUAUAGGUGGACAAGGCUCAAGGGAGGAAAGAUUGCUCGUAGUCCACUUCUAGGAUUUACAGAUGGCCUCCACAUUCGUAUCACUAAAAUGAGUAGUUAA
Quercus lobata is the source of this 1431-nucleotide messenger RNA. RefSeq names its product cytochrome P450 87A3-like. Gene Ontology annotation, molecular function: heme binding; monooxygenase activity; iron ion binding. Bases 1 to 1431 code for a protein of 476 amino acids. Gene Ontology annotation, biological process: sterol metabolic process; brassinosteroid homeostasis; multicellular organism development. The transcript is spliced from 9 exons. Lineage: Eukaryota; Viridiplantae; Streptophyta; Magnoliopsida; Fagales; Fagaceae. The record is from RefSeq and is a predicted model, not a curated record.